GUCCUCAUUUCCGGAGCGCAAACUCUGGGCCAGGCCCGCGCUGGUUGGGGAGGAGAGCCAGGUCAGAUGCGGGAAGACAACCGGACUCCGCCAGGGCCACCCAGCCCAGCCGGGAGAGGAGCCCGGACAGAAAAAGGAGACAGAGGGGCUGUUGAGGAGGCUCGAGGAGUCAGAGCCCUGGUGAAGUGAGGGCUUUCAGGGAAAAGGCCUAGUUGGCUGAAAGUUAAGGCCCCCAGGCCCACCUAGAGCCUUCAUCCUUUGCAGACUAGGAGCAGGAGACCCCUCCCCACUCUACUUCCACUGCCUGAGCUGUACCAUGCCUCACAGCCCAGACUCUGGAAGAAUGAGGUCCUCCCUGACACCUUUGGGGCCCCCUGUGAGCCGUGACCGUGUCAUCGCCAGCUUCCCUAAGUGGUACACGCCGGAAGCCUGUUUGCAGCUCAGGGAGCACUUCCACAGGCAGGUCAGCGCUGCCUGCCAACGCAGGAACAUGGGGACUGUCGGGCUCAAACUCUCCAAGGUGGUGAUGGUUGGCGAUCUCUACGUGGGGAAGACCAGCCUCAUCCACAGGUUUUGCAAGAAUGUUUUUGAUCGAGACUACAAGGCCACCAUUGGGGUGGACUUUGAAAUUGAGCGCUUUGAGAUUGCUGGGAUUCCCUAUAGCCUCCAGAUCUGGGACACAGCUGGGCAGGAGAAGUUCAAGUGCAUCGCAUCUGCCUACUACCGGGGUGCCCAGGUGAUCAUCACGGCCUUUGACCUCACUGACGUGCAGACCCUGGAGCAUACCAGGCAGUGGGUGGAGGAUGCUCUGAGGGAGAACGAGGCAGGCUCCUGCUUCAUCUUCCUCGUGGGAACCAAGAAGGACCUUCUGUCAGGGGCCGCGUGUGAGCAGGCUGAAGCAGAGGCUGUGCACCUGGCCAAGGAGAUGCAGGCCGAGUACUGGUCGGUGUCGGCCAAGACCGGCGAGAAUGUGAAGGCAUUCUUCAGCCGCGUAGCUGCCCUGGCAUUCGAGCAGUCGGUGCUGCAGGACCUGGAGAGGCGGAGCAGUGCCCGGCUCCAGGUCGGCGAGGGAGACCUAAUCCAAAUGGAAGGCAGUCCGCCUGAGACCCAAGAGAUCAAGAGGCCCUCCAGCCUGGGCUGCUGCUAGCUGGGGCCUGCGUGGAAGGCCUGCGCUCCCUGCACGCACACGGACAGGAACUUCCGUGACUGCGGAGUGGAGACUGGAGCCCAGGCUCUGCAGCGUGUUGCCCUCAAGCUGUAGGCCCAUGUUCCAGUCCUUCCAGCCACCCACCAGGCUCAGCUCCAGGGCACAGUCACUUCUCUGUUGCAGGUUGGGCGCUAGAAAAGGCCCCCACUGGCUGCCUGGGAGCCCCACACCACUGGGCCAGUGUAGGCACUGUGGUGAUCCCCUGAAAGGCCAGUCCAUUUGCAGGGUCAUCAGACAGUCACCUUUGGCCUCAGGAGGCCUCAGAACUGCAAACUCCUGUGCCGGUCUAUACCCCUCAGCCAUGCCCACAUCAGCAGUCAACCCUGCACUCUUUCCCAGCGAUUUUGGAUGUGUCCCCCAGGAUUCAUCACAGUGUUCCAGGCAACCUGGACUUGUCACAGUCAGCACCUGAGGGAGAGGCCACCUGCCAUUCCCCCUGGGAGUUUUCUGUUGUCAGCAGGACUACAGUUCUGGGUCUCAGAGCUUCAGGCUUCACUAUCCUUCUGCCCCAGAUGCUCAAGGUUCCUGGGCAGACCAGCACCUCUGGAGGACAAUGGACAAAAGGUCUCUUAGACCUGUUCUGGCUGAAGGGUUGUCUCUGGCACCUCUGAGAUCACUAGGUCCUGCCCUCCUGGUCAGCAGGCCAGGAUGUGCAGAACAACCACUCAGGCCUUUCUGGCCCACCUGGACAGUGCAUUUGCCUGUGUGUUGCGGGAGGAAGGCUGCACAGCUGCCCUAGGGUAACUCACUCUGCAGCCCUUGAAUGUGGCACUGCCCUCCUCUGGCACUCAUGCUGGGCCUGUGCCCACUGCUGCCUCUCCAUGCCUCUCUCAUUGGCCUACACCUCUUAGGACCUUUGUAAUGGUGUCCAUGCAUCUUUGGAGGACUUCAGAGGCCCUGCCAAGUCUAGCAUGUUCCCAUCUCCAACACCGCCUCCUGCACACGCAGAGCAGGCAGAAAUACCCCACACAUUCCCCAGCCUCUGCCCAGUAUGCUCAUCCACGGGGUCUUCUCACUGCUAUGAACCAGCCCCACAGUCCCAGGCUCCUGUUGCCUGGCUGUGCCCACUCAUCCCACCCAUCUCGUGCUGUUGCUUCCUGUAGAUGGUGAGCACCUUGCGGGCAGCCUUCUGAUCAGUGCCAUUCUCCUAGGGCCUGGCACACUGCAGCUGCCCUGUAAAUGUUCAGCUCAGUGAUUGCCAAGUACCAGUUAGGGAAGAACACUGGCAUAUUUUUCUAUUCAUUCCCCCUUCAUAUUUUUUGUACUUUUUUAUAUAAAUGACUUUUUUUUUUUUUUUUUUUGCAAUGGAGUUUCACCCUUGUUGCCCAGGCUGGAGUGCAAUGGUGUGCGUGAUCUUGGCUCACUGCAACCUCUGCCUCCCAGGUUCAAGCGAUUCUCCUGCCUCAGCCUCCCAAGUAGCUGGGAUUACAGGCAUGUACCACCACGCCCGGCUAAUUUUGUAUUUUUAGUAGAGAUGGGGUUUCACUAUGUUGGUCAGGCUGCUCUCCUGACCUCAGGUGACCUGCCCACCUCAGUCUCGCAAAGCACUGGGAUUACAAGGGUGAGCCACUGCACCCGGCCGUAAAUUAUUCAUUUUUAUUUAUUUUUUGGGGGGGCAGGGGGGAUGGAGUCUCUCUGUCGCCCAGGCUGGAGUGCAAUGGCACGAUCUCAGCUCACUGCAAGCUCCCCCUUCCGGGUUCAUGCCAUUCUCCUGCCUCAGCCUCCCGAGUAGCUGGGACUACAGGCAGGUACGACCACACCCAGCUAAUUUUUUAUAUUUUUAGUAGAGACAGGUUUCACCGUGUUAGCCAGGAUGGUCUCGAUGAUCUGACCUCGUGAUCUGCCCGCCUCGGCCUCCCAAAGUGCUGGGAUUACAGGCGUGAGCCACCGCAUCCAGCCUCCAUAAAUGACUUUUAAAGGGGUUGUAUGCUUAGUGUGAACAAAGACAGUACAAAGCAUAUAAAAUACAAGGUGGAAGCCCCCCCGCCACAUUGGCUGCACCCCUGAAGUGUCUCCAGCAGAACAGAGAGAUGAAUGGAAGGACAUACAGACGGACAGAAAGCAGGAAAGACUGUUAGCUCUGCUAACAGUCGGGACUAUUCCUUCUGGACUCUGCGCCUUUGCCUGCACAGCCAGUGUUGAUGGCUUGUUUGUUGUUUUCACCAGAGUGAGCUCCUUCUGUACAUACUGCCUGGCAGCCUGCCUUCCUAGGGAGCUGGCACCAAGCCCUCUCCCUGAUGGCACACGAGAAGCCUCCUUCCUGUAGCAGUGCCCAGUUUUCCUUCACGUGGAUGGAUUGUAGUUCAUUUGACCCUCCCCAUCCACUGGCCAUCCGGCUUGUGUCCAGCUUUUAGCUCUUACCAAUGUUGCUGCAGUGGCCAUUCUUGCAGUUAUAGCUUUGUGUACUCAGGAAGGCCUUUUUCCGGACUGUGGCCCCCAGCCUGGUCCACUAAGUGCAGCCUGUGGUCGGGCAGACAGCACUGGGGUCCAUUAGGAAGACCAGGUUUGCUGGGCAUAAGCUUCACAGGAUGGGAGAACCUGCCCAUGGUGGACUAUCGUUCUCCACAGCUCCCUUCCCUUGCCCCUUCGGGCCUCCAGGAUGUGUUUGCAGGGGUGGGUGUGGUGUCCAGCUGUUACCAGCUUCUGAGCUAGAGCUGCACUGCCUCACAUAUACCCCCACCUCUGUAAAUGGUCCUUGAUUAAAUCCUCCUCCUAUUACCUCCUGCAAUGUGCCAGCUGAUUCCCGCACACUGUGACACAGUUGUGGCCUCUCCAACUUUGAUAUUUGGGCUGGGAGGACAGAAGACUAAGGUCGCCAGGGAAAUGCAAGGGGCUCAGUUGACCCCCCACCCCAAGUUGAUGCAGCAUCUUCUCGGUCAGAAUUGCUUCAGGGUGGUUUGCGCACCCUCACUUUGAUGAUUUAAUGAAGACAUUUCCUUCAUUCCCGGCAUCAGGCAGUAAGUUUUCUGGGCAGAGGCACUUUCUGUUGGUCUGGUCCUGCGGGCCCAGGCAGGCAGCCCCCUGCAGCCAAGGCAUGGCAAUGACCACAGUGACCACAUCCAAGUGCUGCCGAAACGCCUUUUUCCUCUUCGCUGUUUCCCUGGACCCUUUCCUGCUUUCUGUCCAUCUGUGUGUCCUUCCAUUCAUCUGUCUCUUCUGCUGGAGACACGUACCUGAAACAGGUCCUCUCCUGUCACUUCUUGGCUCCCCAGGGCUAGGUCCCAAGGUGCUCUCGCUCUGGCAUUUGAGGCUCCUCACCACCCAGCCCACCCCACCCCCACAGGCCCCUGUGCUCCAGUUUCAUCCCUGGUCACAAUGCAGUCUUUGCAGAUGCCAGGCCCCUCUUCUGUGCCCAACAGCUGGGACACCCCGACUCCCAGAGAGGCCUUUGUGGACACCCCCACAGCUCUCACAGCACUUGAUACCUUGAGUGUGAUUGGUCACAUCUGGGCUUUCUCCCCCACCCAUCUGUGGAACCCCAAGGGCCAGGACAGUAACCUCAUCACCUCUACUGUCUCCCCUAGCACCUCUGGGAGGAAGGGCCCACAGUAGGUGCUCAAUAGAUGUGUAAAGAAGGCAGGGAAGCAAGAAGGUUGCUCAAACAAGACCAUGUUCCCAGCAGACAGAUUGCACUCAGACCCAAGAUGCCACCACACGAAACUUAGACCUGCCUGGGGAACAGUCCUGUGCUUGGCUCUCCUUGGUGGCCAGGGACAGUUGUGCCUCAUCCCUCACUUGCAAACCCCAGUCCUGUCUGACCCAGAGACCCUCACAGGGCAUCAGCCAGUGAAGGCGGUUUGGGACUGGAGGAUAUGUUCUGAUCUUGGGAAGAGCUUGGUAGGAGCCAGCCACAGAAAGUUUCAGGGCAGAAUUGAACAGGUCUCGGGAAGGACACUUCAUGCCAGCUAGAGAGGCUCUGGGAACAGGAAAGAAUUGGACUUGGGGCAGAAAAACGUUUGUGCUAUUUAGUACUAUGUAACAAAUCACUCCAAAACUUCAUUGCUUAAAGCAACAAGCAUGUAUUAUUUCUCAUGAUUCUAUGAUUUGACCAGCUAUUUUCUGCUCCCUGCUUGGUGGCUGGGCCACUAGGAUGACUCUCCCAGAGUCCAAAAUGGCCUCCCUCAUAUGAGUGGUAGGUGGUGUGGCUCAGCCUGAAUGCUUGGCAGGGCCUUGCCACAUGGCAGCUUGGGCUUCCUCACAGUGUGGUGGCUGGUUUCUAAGAAGGACUGUUUCCAGGCCGGGCACAGUGGCUCACGCCUGUAAUCCCAGCACUUUGGGAGACCAAGGCGGGCGGAUCACGAGGUCAGGAGAUAGAGACCAUCCUGGCUAACACGGUGAAACCCUGUCUCUACUAAAAAUACAAAAAAAUUAGCCAGGCAUGGUGGCACGCGCCUGUAGUCCCAGCUGCUUGGCAGGCUGAGGCAGAAGAAUCACUUGAACCUGGGAGGCGGAAGUUGCAGUGAGCUGAGAUCGCGCCACUGCAUUCCAGCCUGGGUGACGGAGUGAGACUCUGUCUUUAAAAAAUAAAUAAA
Messenger RNA from Symphalangus syndactylus (siamang), 5739 nucleotides. RefSeq names its product RAB36, member RAS oncogene family (gene RAB36). Lineage: Eukaryota; Metazoa; Chordata; Mammalia; Primates; Hylobatidae. The record is from RefSeq and is a predicted model, not a curated record. Gene Ontology annotation, molecular function: GTP binding; GTPase activity.